This is a messenger RNA of Notothenia coriiceps (black rockcod), 917 nucleotides long. Its product is annotated as hyaluronidase-3-like. Gene Ontology annotation, biological process: hyaluronan catabolic process; carbohydrate metabolic process. Gene Ontology annotation, molecular function: hyalurononglucosaminidase activity. NCBI's taxonomy places the organism in Eukaryota, Metazoa, Chordata, Actinopteri, Perciformes, Nototheniidae. The annotation marks the transcript as partial. Gene Ontology annotation, cellular component: acrosomal vesicle. The record is from RefSeq and is a predicted model, not a curated record. The transcript is spliced from 3 exons.
GACGUUCCUCUGCUCUCAGACACAGACUGCUGGAGGCUUUGAGGGUGGCGUCAGUUUGGCGCCAUGGCAACGAUACUAACCAAGUCACACCGGUCCUUCCCUACGCCAGGCUGGCAUUCACACACACGCUCACUUUUCUUAAUAAGAUGGACCUGGUGCACACGCUGGGGGAGAGUGCGGCGUUGGGUGCUGCUGGAGUGGUGCUGUGGGGGGAGCUGAAGUUUGCCCAAUCUAAGAAUCAUUGCAUCCUUCUCAGGGACUACGUGCACACUGUCUUGGGUCCCUUCGUCCAAUCCUUGAGGUCGGACACUAAGCGGUGCGGCCUUCAACUUUGCCAUGGCAACGGACGCUGUGCCAGGCGACGCCCCGGCUCUGGUCAUAUGAUCUCCUCAGGUCUAGCUUUGACCUUUAACCCCAAUGAAAUCCACUUCCUCUCUGACUCCUACCAUGGCAGAGCAUUUCAAAACCACUUCCUGUGUCAGUGCUACCCGGGCUGGACCGGGCAGGAGUGUCAAGAGAAGAAGAACGAAAACAGAGAGAAUAGCAAGUAACAGAAAUGUUUCUAUCGAACAGACAUCAGUUAUUUAAAAUGAAAUAAGUGAAUUGUGUUUAUUUCACACAAAAAAUCCCGAAGUAUGCAUGAACAACUGAUUUGAAUUAUAUUUCCCUCCAAGUGCAAAUCAUUUUGAGUUUAACUUGAUGACACUUCAUUACAUUUUUCCGGAUUUGUAACUUUUUUCCUAUUAACCUUUUGUUACUGGAAGUACUUUCCAAAUUAAGCUUUUAACCUAGACUGCAGUGUUUUUGCAGCAGGAAACCUAACACAGUAAUGGCUGCCCUGAGAAAUAAUGUAUAAGAGGUGGUUGAGGUCAUUGACCUUUAAUAAAUGUUACAUUGUUUUAAUUUAAAAAAGCAAA